UGUUUAAUCGGUGAUGGAAUGGUUUCUCAAGGAACGAUGAUAGUUAAGGGAAAUGCAAAAAAGAUAAGACGUUUAAAGGACAAUAUAUUAAUGGGUUUCGCAGGAGCUACAGCGGAUUGUUUUACCUUGCUAGAUAAAUUUGAGACAAAGAUUGAUGAAUAUCCAAAUCAACUUUUGAGAAGUUGUGUUGAGUUAGCCAAACUUUGGAGAACUGAUAGAUAUUUAAGACAUUUAGAGGCUGUUUUAAUAGUGGCAGAUAAGGAUAUUUUGUUAGAAGUAACCGGUAAUGGUGAUGUUUUAGAACCAUCAGGAAAUGUUUUAGGAACAGGAUCAGGAGGUCCAUAUGCUAUGGCAGCUGCAAGAGCAUUGUAUGAUGUCGAAAAUUUAAGUGCUAAAGAUAUAGCUUAUAAAGCUAUGAAUAUUGCUGCAGAUAUGUGUUGUCAUACUAAUAAUAAUUUUAUUUGUGAAACAUUGUAA
Plasmodium reichenowi is the source of this 477-nucleotide messenger RNA. Its product is annotated as ATP-dependent protease subunit ClpQ, putative. Gene Ontology annotation, cellular component: proteasome core complex; HslUV protease complex. The record is from RefSeq and is a predicted model, not a curated record. Gene Ontology annotation, molecular function: threonine-type endopeptidase activity. The annotation marks the transcript as partial. Lineage: Eukaryota; Apicomplexa; Aconoidasida; Haemosporida; Plasmodiidae. The transcript has 3 exons.